Messenger RNA from Lineus longissimus, 2821 nucleotides. RefSeq names its product BMP and activin membrane-bound inhibitor homolog. NCBI's taxonomy places the organism in Eukaryota, Metazoa, Nemertea, Pilidiophora, Heteronemertea, Lineidae. The transcript has 3 exons. Gene Ontology annotation, biological process: transforming growth factor beta receptor signaling pathway. Gene Ontology annotation, molecular function: frizzled binding. The coding region runs from base 275 to 1147 and encodes 290 amino acids. The record is from RefSeq and is a predicted model, not a curated record.
CGCUGCUCUGUUGUGAAUCAGACAGUUGAAUGUUGGCCGUCGUAUCGGUGCCAUGUGGAAAUUUACACAUGUGGAAAUUUACACACGAGGAACACAGUGGAUAUCAUUAAGAUUCAGUUAACUACAGUUUCAUUGAUUUUUAAGUAGUUUUCCUCCUUUAGGAAUGCAUUAAAAUCGACACCCGGGAGGGAUACUGAUCCGGGUGUGUCCAUCACGUGCAAUGAUUGCGGACCUAAGUGAAACUGAUACCUAAAACUUGGUGGCUGCUUGCUCAAUGGAUCUAUUAACUUCUACAGGACCUCUUCUAAUUCUCUUUCUCGUAUGGAUAUCAUACACAAAAGGUGAAAUACGUUGCUACUGCAACGCGCCAUCAUGCGUUCAGACGGGUUAUAUGUGCAAGUCACAGGAGGGACGCUGCUACAGUCUGCUGACGUACGAAGGUGACAGCGCCAAUUCCGCCCACGGUUGCGUGGACCUGUUACAGAUGCGGGAUAGGGACUUGUGCAGUGGGAGGGGAGAUAUUAUCAAGGCCAGAAACGGACAGGAAGAGUGGCCAAUACUCAUGUGCUGCCCAGACGAUAUGUGUAAUUAUAUGGACAAUGUUGACAGCGUCGAUAUGGAAAUAAAAGCGGAGAAUCGUACUCAAAAAGUUAUACAAGAAGACAUCGAAACCAAGGUUCAUCUUAUCAACCAUGACACCCCGAUCCACCACGAGGAGUACUCCUCCGAGAAAGAACUCUGGUUUAAAGCGGCUGUCAUUGCCGUGCCGAUCGCCGGUGGAUUCAUCCUAAUACUCCUGGUGCUACUCGCUGUGCGCAUGCUCAGACAAGACAGUAAACGUCAUCAUCGGCUUAUGCAAAUGAGGAAUCAUCGAAGCUUGACGAAAGCGCAGCUUUACGUCACGGAUCAUUUUUAUCUUGACAAAAACGAGAAGUGUUCUCAUUUGAAAGGCAUCUCGAACUGUGUUGCGGAAAAAAAUUAUACAGCGAAAGAAAAACAUAAACAAAGUCCUGUGUCAACUUUUGUGAAAAUGCCGGACAAGAAGGCAAAAGAUGGCUCAAAUGGGUGUUCUUAUACGAGGGAUUCAGUAUUAAUAUGGGGCGGAACGAAGACAGAGACAAUUAUCAAAGACACAUCCAUUGUGUAAAAAUUUAUGGAGACUCGGACUCAGAGUCAGAGGUUUCAUCGCUUGCCUUGCUUCUUCAACUGGUAUAGCGCAGUGACCUCUGGUGUCAGGAUUGUAUACUAAUGCACUCUCAUUUCAGGGAGACGCGAACCUUCUUUGCUAACUGUGAUGGUUUCUAUGGUAACGUGGUGUCACUCGGACUAAAACUAAUUAUACUGUGUAUACUGCGCAGUACUUGUGCUGAUAUUUUCGUUUUCGUUUGAGUGACACUGACUGUAGAAACAAAGGCAUUUUCUUGGACAAGAAUCUAUUUUUAGACAUUCUCUCCAGGAAUAGAGUCGUAUGUUUUGUAAAUGUAGCAACACAUUGAAUUUCAAUAUACUCUAUCCGUAGACCUAUAAGGUCAGUUUUGCACUCAUAAAAGUCACUAUUUCUACAAUCUAACGACAGGUAUGAAUUCAUUUAAAAGCUGUUUAUCUUUAAAAUAAAUGAUAUCGAGUGGAUAUUAUAACGCCCCACGCAGUAGAAAAAGGUCGAACUUAUUGCAUGCGAAACUGACCUUAUAAGUCCGUGGAUAGAGUAAUAUAGUUCUGUUCAGUUCAACCUACAGCAAUCGUGACAUUCAGGUUCGUCCCGUGCAUGUAUUUUUAUUUGAUUAGAAACUUACCAUUUCGUCCGGAUCAGGUUGAACUGAAUGAACUGGCCAGUAGAAUUUCGGAAUUGACUAUCAACGACCUCGAUUUCAAAUGAUGAUACUCUCCUCUGAUUGGUCAAAUCGGCACCAGCUCAACUGAACUGUUAAAUCAGGUGUAAACUCCACAGACGUGUGUAGUUCACUUCCUGUUUCGCAGGUGGCGCGACUGAUACUUAAAGGAUGGCACUGGUAGUUUCUCGUACCUAUUAUCCCUGAAGAUUCAAAUAUGUUAAGCAGGAACCCGUUCAGAAUAUCGGGCCCGCCCCAUGACCAGUCGACGUUUCGGUGAUUGCGUGAGUGUGGACAUCAUUCUGACACUGGGUAUCAAAGGAAACACUGCGAAUAUUCUAGUAUGAAAUGGUUAAUUCAACGCAUAGAGGAAGAUUACACCUUUACAAUAGGGAGGUUUCGCUAUCUCGCCCGAGAACUGCUACGCCGGGAACGAUGGUCGUUUUCGUUGUAGGAAAUUUCGCAUUUCAAUUGUAUAGAAUUAGGCGUAGGCAUUCACAAUAAAGUUAAAAGAUCGAGAAAACCCGCUGAAAUUUGAUGACGUCAUUCGCAUAAGUGUGGUUGUCUCGGAACGGGGUGGCGAAACUUCGGUAUUGUAGUUUGAAGUAUAUUUUGUUUCAUCGACAUGAGUUAAAAACCAAUAUGAAAUACUAGUAGUCGAAAUUCUUUAAAAAAGGAUUAAUUUCGUCUUUCAUCCCUAGUUUAAAAAAAGAGGGCGUUGGAGUGCCAUGUCUCUGAUCGGAACUAUUCGGGUAUUUCCGUAAGCUACAUUUUACAUAAAAAACCCGAGUAGCUCUGAAAAAAUAGAAUAUUUUGUUGUCUGUAAAUAAUUUCACAUCGUUAAAUUUACGAUGUUGAGAGUUGAAUAGUCUCCCUUCGGAAAGCGUUCGGGAAAUUUCGGUUGUUUCGAACGUUGCUGGACGUUUUCACGAAUGAGGAUCUAAGAUAAUAAGCGGAUGUAAGAUAUUUCAGUGAAUGGAAUGGAUUAUUUA